AUGGCGGCGGCGUCGACGACGCGGGUCCUACCGGACGGGCGGCGCGCGCGAGGACGCCGGACGAGGCGGCGCGGACGCGCGGCGCGCGCGGCGGCGGAGGUGGUGGACGUCGACGAGCGAGGCUUGGCGCGGGCGCUGGAGCGACAAGGGCUGCGCUUGGGCGAACGCGUCGAUCAGGGGUCGUUUGCGGUGGUUUAUAAGGCGACGAGCGCGGGGAUGCGUGGGGGGGAUGAGACGUCUUGGCAGGGGGCGGAGGGGACGCUGCACGCGGUGAAGAUUUUGAGCGCGACGGCGUCGACGGUGAGUUCUCGGCGCGAUUUUAAGCGAGAGGCGACUCUGCUGACGCGAGUGAAUCACCCGGGGAUCGUCAAGGUGCAACACUACGACGAGACGCCUCAACCGUACAUGGUGACAGAGUUUUGCACGAGUGGGAAUUUGUGGAACGCGCUUCGCGCCGAGGAAAUCAAGGCGACGCGGUUCGCCGGCGCGAGCGGUUCGCCGGCGCCCGUGCCCGAAGAAAUGCCUUUGCUCGACUUUCCCACGCUCAUGAAAGAUGUGGCGGAUGCGCUGACGUAUUUACACACCGCCGGGUUCGCCCACCGCGACAUCAAGACGGCAAACAUUUUGCUCACCUGGUCGUCGGAGCUGAACCGCUUGCAAGCCAAGCUGUGCGAUUUCGGGAGCGCGGCGCCCGUGUCUAAAAUGCCUCGUCGCCCGAAGCGCGGGGCCGUGGAGAAGGCGUUAGGUUUAGGUAAAGGUUGGCAACCGGUCGGUACGAUGCUUUGGAUGGCGCCCGAGAUGCUUCGGCCUCCCAUCGUCGGCGAAGAGUUGGAGGGAUUCGGCGGCGACAAAUCAGACAUCUACGCGCUCGGCGUCGUCUUGUGGGAAUGCUUGGAGUGGCGCGUACCUUGGAUGGGCGACGGCACGCCCACGCGCGCGAGAGUUAUAGAGGAAGUCGUCGACAACGGUUCGCGACUACGUGCGGGCGAUAGGUCGAGCCAGGCUGUGACGUCUCUUUUGGACGGCAUGUUCAAGACGGUGCCCGCGCAGCGACCGUCUGCGUCGCAAGUCUCCAACUCGCUCUCCGCGAUACAAAAGCGUUGGGACGGAGCCGGUAUGUUCGACUACGUGAGUCAAAUGGCGAUCACGCGAGCUACCGAGGUAGCGAGCUUGCUUGAAAGCACGUCGAUCGAUAAAGACACGCAAAGCGUCAUUGAAAAGGAAGCGCGCGCCGUCGCUGGUGGCGGGGGUGAAGACGAGGAUGCGGUCGAGGAAUCCGCGACGGAGUCUGGGCAAACGAUCGAAGCAUCAGAUUUGUCCGAAGCUGUGCAGUCGUUCAGGCCGACCGCGAGCGCUGAAGAGCGAGGUGAAGACGAACUCGACGGGACGACGGCGAAACAACUCACACGCACCGAGGAGACGAGAAUUAGACUCACAGACAUCGAUCCGGAGACGUGGUUAGGCGAGCCGGGCACGCUCGAUUCUGACUUACUGUGCGAAAAUUUGCUCAACAUGAUUUUCCCGCACAUCCUUGACGCACAAUUCACUCCUGAAAUGGCGGACGAGAUGGCGAAGGGAAUCGAAGAGUUACAAUCGCUCACUCAAAAAUUCAACGAGUUGAAGCGCAGAUCACGCACGGAUCCUUUCGCCGCGCUAGCCACAGAUUCGAAAGGCCGUGAAGUCAAGAGAAUGACGAGCAAAAUAGAAAGAAUCGAAGUUGAAGCGCAAGUUGCGGCGUGGGAUAAGACGCGCACAGUCUUGCGCGAGCAACAAAAGAGAGCAGACGAAGAGUAUAGUUCGUGGAGGCGGGCGCUUCGCAAACUCGGGUGA
Molecule: messenger RNA, 1830 nt
Organism: Ostreococcus lucimarinus CCE9901
Lineage: Eukaryota; Viridiplantae; Chlorophyta; Mamiellophyceae; Mamiellales; Bathycoccaceae
Exons: 1
Coding region: 1-1830 (609 amino acids)
Biological process (GO): protein phosphorylation
Molecular function (GO): protein kinase activity; ATP binding
Source: RefSeq, a predicted model, not a curated record